This is a messenger RNA of Daldinia decipiens, 3490 nucleotides long. Its product is annotated as fungal-specific transcription factor domain-containing protein. Gene Ontology annotation, biological process: DNA-templated transcription; regulation of DNA-templated transcription. The record is from RefSeq and is a predicted model, not a curated record. Bases 291 to 2966 code for a protein of 891 amino acids. The transcript is spliced from 3 exons. NCBI's taxonomy places the organism in Eukaryota, Fungi, Ascomycota, Sordariomycetes, Xylariales, Hypoxylaceae. Gene Ontology annotation, molecular function: DNA binding; zinc ion binding; DNA-binding transcription factor activity, RNA polymerase II-specific.
GAUCCGUCGAGAUCCGUCAACACUUAUUGGCUACCUCUAUUGGCCGCUUUCUCAAUCGACCCAAACUGCCGGAUAGGACGUCGCCAUUUUAGCACUCCCCCGGAAAUAUUAUCGUUGUCACAUCCAUGUCUAUCAAGUUUUAGCUUGCAUGUGUCCCAAAAACUGCGCACUUUCCAUUACGUUUCUCUUUUACCGCCAACUUCGCUCUGAUACCCCGAUACACUGAUACACCGAUACAAUUGCUAAGCUAACUUGGUCCGCUGCUGUAUCCGCUGCUGUAAGACUUUAUUAUGGAAGGGCCCAACCUGUCGGGUUUACGACCAAAGGCCGCCUUGACUUCUGGCCAUUCUCUUACUGACUCCUCUCAUCCCCCAACCAAGAAGAAGUCAAGGAGGGGCGGGGAUCCGUCCAGUCAAAAGCGACGAUGCGUCAGCACCGCAUGCAUAGCCUGUCGUCGUCGGAAGUCGAAAUGCGAUGGCGCACUCCCGAGUUGCGCCGCGUGCGCAAGCGUGUAUGGUACUGAGUGUGUCUAUGAUCCCAACUCGGAUCAUCGCCGAAAAGGAGUUUAUAGAGAAAAAAUCGACAGUAUGAAGGCGCGGAACUCUACUCUCCAAAUCCUAAUCGAAGCUAUCCUUAAUGCAGACGAAGAAGAAGUCCCUGAAAUAGUCAAGAGAAUACGAACCUGCGAUAGCUUGGAUACCGUGGCCGAGUCAAUCCUCAAGCAAGAAGAGUUCGGCAGUGUGACAAUAGAAGAUGAAGAUCAGAUAGAGAAUGACUAUACUACCGAUAUGCCUGUUGAGGGUGAGAGAGACCUUGCCAGGAAGAUGGGUGAGUUACGGCUAGAGAACGGCUCGACGCGCUUCAUCGGUGGUACGUCUCACCUGAUACACUGGGAUAUACAUGGAGCGCCGAAUCCUGAAUACGAGUCCCGGAAUACUACCGGCGCAGCCGAUAUAGAUCCUAUCACGAGUUGGUCUGAUGUAACAAAGGAUCGAGAGGUUGUCAAACAUCUUCUCGAUAUGUACUUCAACUGGCAUUAUCCGUACUUCACCACGUUGUCACGGGCUCUGUUCUAUCGCGACUUUCUAAAGGGGAGAUCAAAUAUUUCACCGAAUAAGGUUGCAUAUUGUUCGCCUUUAUUGGUCAAUGCGAUGCUCGCGCUAGGGUGCCACUUUACUGAUGCUGCUUGCGCCUUCGGUACGAAUGGAGAUAGCUGGACCAAAGGAGAUCACUUCUUCGCCGAGGCUAAGAGACUGAUUGUUGAUAACGACGAGUAUGAAAAGCCCCGGUUAACGACAGUUCAGGCUUUGGCUCUAAUGUCUGUUCGAGAAGCGGGUUGUGGUCGAGAGGCUAAAGGUUGGGUAUAUAGCGGUAUGAGUUUUAGGAUGGCACAAGAUUUAGGGCUCAACCUAGAUAUCGGUGGCAUCAAGGGCGAUAACGAGAAUUUGGACGACCACGAGAUAGAUGCGCGGAGAGUCACUUUCUGGGGCUGCUUCGUGUUCGAUAAAUGCUGGUCAAAUUACUUGGGUCGACUUCCUCAACUACCAAAGAAUUCCUACAGCGUUCCCAAAUAUGACGUUUUCCCGGACGAAGAUGCCGAACCCUGGUGUCCAUAUACUGACUCUGGUUUUGAAGAAUCAGCGAGGCAGCCGUCGCGAACCCGUACGGUCGGUCUACAAUUAUCCAAAUUGUGUGAAAUUAGUGGCGACCUUCUCUUAUUCUUCUAUCAUCCAAAUCACAUAGGGCGAUCGAGCGGCAAGUCAGUCGAGCUCAAAAAGUUGAGUGAACUACAUCGGCGCCUUGAGGAUUGGCGAAAGGAGUUGCCCAAGGAACUUGAACCUAAGGAGGGCCAAUUACCCAACGUCAUUUUAAUGCACAUGUUCUUCCACCUUCAAUAUAUCCACCUCUUCCGCCCUUUUCUCAAAUACUGUCCAGCUACGUCCCCCUUACCACCUCAUGUAUCUCCCCGGAGAAUAUGUACCGCAAAUGCAGGUGCUAUCUCCAAAUUGAUGAGAUUGUAUAAAAAGCUCUACAACUUGCGCCAAAUCUGUAAUAUCGCAGUGUAUAUGCUACAUUCUGCUUGUACUAUUCAUAUACUCAACCUCCCUGAGAAGACUGCAAGGAGGGAUAUCAUUCACGGUGUAAAGCAUCUCGAGGAGAUUGCAGAAGAUUGGCUCUGUGGGCGACGAACUCUUAGCAUAAUUAGCGUUCUCGCUCGUAAGUGGAAUAUUGAGCUUCCUGAAGAGGCUUCUCAUGUUUUACAGCGUACGGAUGAAAGAUGGGGUACUUUCAAGACAUCCGAUGUACCUUCACCCCGUUCGCACAUGGCUAUAUCUCCAUCGCCUCCAGCUAUUGCGAUGUCAUCGCCAGGGAAAGUUGAACACAGUCCCACGAGUCACAAUACUCCCCCGACUUCAGUCCCAUCACCAACAGGCGGCCCAGGAUCAACCGUCCCACCCGAGAGAAUGCAGAAUUUAACCUUAUCACCACCCAGCUUCCCACCUGACGCACAAAUCCUGCAACCAGUGUUGGAUAGUGUGGUUAUUAUGGGCAACUCUGUGCCCUUAGAUACAAACGAAUUAGCUAGUCCAGAUUGGCGCCAGCCUCCGACUACACAGAACGUUCUCAAUUAUCCGCAGGCUUUCUCUCGAAUUCCAGACAAUGCUGGCUCUAACCAAGCAUCCCAAAAUGCGAGACGAAACCAGGUUUCGAAUUCCAUUUACGCCGUUGAUGGACAAGACUGGUAUCUUAAGGAUGGUGUAAACUGGCAGUCUGGCUUCGAUACCUGGAAUAUGGGGAACGGGCCAUCCGGCUCGAAUAUAUCGGAUCCAUCCAUGUUCAUAUUCACUUCAAAUCCGCCCGGCAAUAAUUCUGGGCGUUCUCUUGCUUCCAUGGAUUUCAACUUCGAGGGCCUCAAUAACUUAUCUUCUUCCAUGGACGGAUGGGAUCUUCCCAAUUUGGAGUAAAAAGAUGGCUAACACUCAAGUGUGUAUUUCUAGUACCGUGCGUUUGCUAGAGCCAGCGUGCUAGGUUAUGUGAAAUCUUGAAAUUAUAUAAGGACCUUGGGCAAGCGAGGGGCAUGAUUUAAGAAAAUUACGACAGUAUGCUUUGUAUAAUGAUAUUACGUCUGUUCCUAGCCUUGCUGUCGUUCAAUGAUGACGAGAAUUAUAUAAAAUGCAAAAUGAGUUCACACCUUGGAACCAGCUAGGUUAGACAUAUUAAUGUGGUUGUUUUAGUUAUAGGAAUACUGGGUAAGUACCUACCUAUCUACCUAUGCUUAAAGACAACAUAAUUUUUCAAGAUACUAACAGUUUUUACUUACACGUCUCCUCCUUUGUCAGAUCCUAUUAAUCGACACUAUAGUUAUUCCAAUUUCGUCCAUUUUUCUCUGUAUCUCUUUUAAUAUCGGCAUGGUCACGACCUGAAUGAACUUUCAUAUUGAACGUUGACUGUACAAAUCAUAAUAUAUGGUUGAGAAAUAGAAAGCUCU